AUGCAGGCGCCAAUUGAGAGUGUUGAAGAUUUAGCCAAACAAACAAAAAUAAAGUAUGGAAUACAAGCAGGUGGAUCAACUGCACAAUUUUUUAAGUAUUCUUCCGUUCAAAUUUAUCAAAGAAUGUGGCGUUUUAUGGAAUCACAAGUUCCCUCAGUUUUUGUUAAUUCUUAUGCUGAAGGGAUUGAACGUGUUCGUACACACAAAGGGCGUUAUGCUUUUCUUUUAGAGGCAACUGCAAAUGAAUACGCAAAUACACGAAAACCUUGUGAUACAAUGAAAGUUGGGGCUAAUUUAAAUAGUGUUGGGUAUGGGGUUGCUACUCCUUUUGGAAGUGAAUGGAAGGAUGUAAUUAAUUUAGCAAUUUUGGCUUUACAAGAAUUGGGGGAACUUAAAAAACUCGAAAAUAAAUGGUGGUAUGAUAGAGGACAGUGUGAUCAAGGAAUUACAGAUGGGUCUUCUGCAAGUUUAAAUUUAAGUAAAGUAGCUGGAAUAUUUUAUAUUUUGAUGGCUGGAAUGAUAGCCUCAAUGAUAGCUGCUUUAGGGGAAUUUCUUUACCGUUCGAGAAUUGAAGCAAGAAAAUGGCAAAUUACUUCUAUGCAAAAUCUUCGUGAUUCUCUCUGUGAUCAACUUAAACUUUCUUUACAAGGGAAUGCUUUAAUUAAAGAUGGCUCUGCCCACGAAAUGUUAAAAAAACAAAAAGUUCCAAUCUCUAAUAAUUAUAUUUUAUUUAAUUUUCUUUUAAAGAUUUCCUCUUUACUUCCAGCGAAUUAUUCAGAUCCAGGUCUACAGCCAUUUACUGGAGCUGGAUUAACCCCAAUAAAUCCUCGUCAAAUACCCCCACCCUAUUCAAAUAAAAAUUCGGAUGUUGAUCAGAGAAAGAAUAAUUCUGGACAUCGACAGAAAAUUCAAAGGCCAUACAACACGGCUGUUUAG
Molecule: messenger RNA, 936 nt
Organism: Meloidogyne enterolobii
Lineage: Eukaryota; Metazoa; Nematoda; Chromadorea; Rhabditida; Meloidogynidae
Source: the annotation of a GenBank genome assembly